AUCAUAUAAUAACCUAAAAGUGCAGACAGAACAUCUGUGAUACCCUUUGAACACACGUGGAUAUUCGAGUAAUUUUGUUAAAUUUUUUAUGAGAUAAUGGCGCAGGGGAAGUUGAAGGUGAAAACGUCGACUCCUGGGGGGAAAAAAAAUAAAGGAGGGAGCAAAAAGGGUUCCCAGGUGCAGAGACGAAACAAUGCUCCCAUAAAACCAAAGAAAGCAAAAUUCGAGGAGACGCACAAGCUCAAACAGAUGAUCACAAGGACAGUGAAUCGAGCGAUGGAGAAUGAACUCCGAGAUAAAGCCUUGGAUGGAAAAAAAUCGUUAACGAAGAAGGAGAGUAAGCCCUCGACGUCCCAAAAGUCUUGAUGAGUGACGGCUCACCGGGGAUUCGACUAUUCGCGGGGCAUGAUUAAUGGAGAAAAUCGAGGCUUUUUUUUUCUGUAAAAAAAAUAGGAGGACACUUCAAUCCUUCCGAGAAGAUCAUUACGUCAGUGGACCUCUAACAAAAGAGUUAAAUCUCUUGAGGGAAUAUUUUUAAAGGAAAAACAGUGAGGGAGCAUUUACGUGAUUGUUCAAGUGGCCUGAGUGCUAAACUUUACGACCCAAUGAUUUGCCAUUUUCUCUUUUUUCCAUCGUACAUUCAACCUCAACAAUAGCAAAACCACAGAGCAGCUAUUUCUGAGAUUGCACCGAGUUCUCACUGGCAACUUUAAGGGUGUUACCCAUAUACAGUAAAAAUUCCAAUUUUUUUAUUUAUCCGCUUUUGCACUCUGUCAUUAUUUAAUUAAUC
Molecule: messenger RNA, 790 nt
Organism: Fopius arisanus
Lineage: Eukaryota; Metazoa; Arthropoda; Insecta; Hymenoptera; Braconidae
Exons: 3
Coding region: 97-366 (89 amino acids)
Source: RefSeq, a predicted model, not a curated record